Messenger RNA from Pediculus humanus corporis (human body louse), 972 nucleotides. RefSeq names its product 8-oxoguanine DNA glycosylase, putative. NCBI's taxonomy places the organism in Eukaryota, Metazoa, Arthropoda, Insecta, Psocodea, Pediculidae. The transcript is spliced from 5 exons. Gene Ontology annotation, cellular component: nucleus. Gene Ontology annotation, biological process: base-excision repair, AP site formation; nucleotide-excision repair; base-excision repair. Gene Ontology annotation, molecular function: 8-oxo-7,8-dihydroguanine DNA N-glycosylase activity; damaged DNA binding. The record is from RefSeq and is a predicted model, not a curated record. Bases 1 to 972 code for a protein of 323 amino acids.
AUGAAUUGUAAUAAAAUUUACAUAUCAAAAGAAUAUCUUCAAUUAAAACCAACUUUAUGCGGAGGUCAAAGUUUUAGAUGGAAAAAUAUUAAAAACGAUGAAUGGAUCGGUGUUUUUCAAAAUUCAGUUUGGAUACUCAAUCAGAGUGACAGUUAUAUUUCCUUUAAGUGUAUCAGUAAAUCAAAAAAUGUUGAAAAAAACAAUUUAUCUGAGAUUGAUGGGUUAAGUGAUUUUAUUAAUUCAAAAGAUGUUUUACAUUCUUAUUUGAGAUUAAACGUUGAUUUAAAUAAUUAUUAUAAAAUAUGGUCUGAAAGUGAUCCACAUUUUAAAAAAGCUGCACCACAAUUACAUGGUGUCAGAAUUUUAAAUCAAGAAGUUACUGAAAAUUUAUUUUCAUUUAUAUGUUCUUCUAAUAAUAACAUAAAAAGGAUUUCAUCGAUGGUUGAAAAGUUGUGUGAAUUCUAUGGAGAUUACAUAACAGAAUUAGAUGGUAAAAAAUUUUAUGGAUUUCCUAAAUUGGAAAAUCUUGCCGACUCCAGCGUUGAGUCAAAUCUUAGAAAAGCAGGAUUCGGAUACAGAGCCAAAUUUAUUUAUCAAUCUGCAUGUUUAAUUAAAGAAUUGGGCGGUACAAAUUGGUUAAACAAUUUAAAAACAUUACCAUAUGAAUUAUCAAAAAUGGAAUUGAUGAAGUUACCAGGUGUCGGAGCAAAGGUUGCCGAUUGUAUAUGUCUAAUGUCACUUGGACACAUGGAAGCCAUACCUGUUGAUACACACAUAUUUAAAGUAGCCAGCGAAAUUUAUUUGCCACAUUUAAAAAAAUAUAAAAAUUUAAAUAAUAAAAUAUACAAUGAAAUAGGUAAUCAUUUUAGAUGUUUACAUGGAAAUUAUGCAGGAUGGGCCAAUACAGUUUUAUUUUGUUCCGAUUUGAAAAUAUUUCAAACUAGCAAAACAAAAAAAAAAAUAAAUAAAUAA